Messenger RNA from Electrophorus electricus (electric eel), 3090 nucleotides. RefSeq names its product ArfGAP with FG repeats 2 (gene agfg2). Lineage: Eukaryota; Metazoa; Chordata; Actinopteri; Gymnotiformes; Gymnotidae. Gene Ontology annotation, biological process: spermatid nucleus differentiation; intermediate filament organization; acrosome assembly. The record is from RefSeq and is a predicted model, not a curated record. Gene Ontology annotation, cellular component: membrane; cytoplasm; cytoplasmic vesicle. Gene Ontology annotation, molecular function: GTPase activator activity.
AAGCUGCUGGUUAACACUACAAAUACGGACAAAAAGAGAGAAAAGGGUGUUCAUUACAGUUUACUGUUAUAAAUUGAGGUUUUUUAAAACUAUUGCUUGGUCUCCAUCCUGUCGCGUUUAGGAUAUUCGUUUAUCCAGAGUAACUGCGCUAAGUUUGUUCUUUCGUCUGCGCCUUAGCUGUUUUUUUUUUUAUUAAAUCCAAAAUUCUGUCAUCGUUCCAAAACGACGCGUCUUCGUGGACGACGGGCGUGUGCGCAGUAGCUUGCCGAUGUAGCAGAUGGUUACAUACGUAGUAAACGAAAAAUCAGUAGAGAGCUUUUAUGUGGUGAGUGAAAAUGGAUCUACAGCAAUGAAUAAAUAAACAGCGUGGUAGUAAAACUCAAGUGGACAAACGUGCAGCUCGGUCAGUCGUGACUUAGGUUCAGGAGGGGAAAAAAGCCUACGCAUGAAAGAUCGUUUCAAGUCAGUCAUAUGAAGACCAGCCGCAUAAUCGCUUUCAUAAUGCGGGCGUGAGUAACAUACCAGAGUAAAACGGAGGGGAACUGAGUGUAGCCUAACGGAGGGCCAGUUUGCGGCUCGCCACCUUAGGCUCGACGUCCCCGACAAGCGGGGAAGUGUGUUAUCGAGACACCAGUAUGUCGAACCGAAAGCACCGGGACAACCAGGAGAUAUGUGCCCGCAAGGUACGGGAGCUCGCCCAAAUAGGAGCGAAUAAACACUGCUUCGAGUGCAGUCAACCUGGGGUGACUUACAUCGAUAUUACAGUUGGCUGCUACGUUUGCACAUCAUGCUCGGGAAUGCUGAGGGGGCUCAACCCGCCCCACAGAGUCAAGUCCAUUUCCAUGACAACCUUUUCCCAACAGGAAGUAGAGUUUUUGCAAAACCAUGGCAACGAGGUUGGGAAGAGGACCUGGCUCUGUACAUUUGACCCAAAGAUUGAUGGCUGCUUUGACACACGCGAUUCACAGAAGUUUAAAGAAUUUCUUCAGGAUAAAUACGAGAGAAAGAAAUGGCAUUUCUCUAAGAGCAAGACCAGGAGAGAUGUGGAAGGUCCGUGGAGCCCGGGGGUUCAGGCUGUGCCUGUUCCCCAUGGCCCUGCUCAGAGUCAGCCUCCCCUUGGGCAUGCCCUGAACCCCAUUGCCAGGCCAUCACGCACGCUGUCUCAGUCUCAGUUAUCAGCGUGGGAUAGACCUCCAGCUGUGUCUCCAGCUGAUGUCCGUACAGAGAUGUUUACAGCUCGGCCCACUCGAUCACAGAGCUUCAGAGACCCCACCAUUAAAGAUUCAUUAUUAGGUGGGCUGGAGAGGCAGAGGCCAGGGACAAUUUCACCAGGAAUGGGACCCCAAAGCCGCCUCCCCUCUUUCCCAGCUCUCCCCCGUCCUUCAGCAAGUAGCACUUUCAAAAACAGCUUCACACUAGGUCGCACAAUCUCCUCAGGAGGUGGAGGUCCCUUCAGGGCAUUUCCUAAAUCUCUGAGCCUGGAUCUUGGCGGUCGUGGCUCCGCACACAGUGUCCUGAGCCCUUCGGCUCCGCCCCGUGUCUCUCAGGAUAGGUAUUGCUGCCCGUUGUCUCAGCUUGACAAGGCCUUUUCCAACAGCACACCUGCCACAGUCGUUUCCACAGCUCCCUCUAGUGGCCCACCACAAUACAGCACCCUGUUUGGCAACAGGCUCUCUUCUAGUUCCACACCGGCAAGCUCCCCAGGUGUUCCAGAGGUCACUUCUGCUUCUCAGACAUUUGCAAAUUUUCCCAAUCCAUUCAGCUCUGCAGCCAGUACCUCUCAGCCUGCUCUAUCACCAAGUAAUCCAUUCAACAGUACAGCCAAAAGUGACUGCAGUACAGUUGUGACACCCUCUUCAUCAGCUUUCUUUCCUCACUCCGACUCCUUCCCUGCCCAGAAUGCUUUUCCACACGAGCGAACCAAUAAGCAUGAGGCAAAUGGUUUCACUUCUUUCCCUAUGACUGAGUCAACCACCAAAGUCCAGCGACCGAUGUCUGUCAACCCAUUUACUGGGAAUGUUUACCCCACCAGAGGAGCGUCACUGAACCCUUUCAUCUGAUCCCACUACCCUUCGGCUACAGAGAGAGAGAGAGAGAGAGAGAGAAUAUAUGUAUGUGAGCAAGAGACAGAUAACUCUAAAGAACUGGUGCCAUUUCAAUGCCUCUAAAGAAUUCCCCUUUCAGAUAGAAGGAAAAUACACAUGCCUGCCCAGUCUUCUUAGUGUAGGUUAAUGUGUGUGUAUUAAAGAGUGUAUUACUUAUGUCUAUAUUCCCAAUGUGUGUGUGUGUGUGUGUGUGUGUGUGUGUGUGUGUGUGUGUGUGCACAAACUACAAAUCGAAGGUUUGUGUAUGUCUGUGUAUGUUUGUGUAUUCGUUUGUGUGGGUGGGUGUAUUCAUGCCAUACCUUGGAUGUGUUUGAUAAUAGAAAUCAACUCAUGGUAUAAUAGCAAGAAGAUAUUCAUGUUAUUGUUCAGGUACACACAUGCAUAUAUACACACACAUGUACACACACACACGCACUUAGCCCUAUAGACAGCUGCUUUUACUUCUGCUUCUGUCUCAUCUCAAAACCUUUUCUAGUCUUUAGCCUCCACCCAACUAAGCUGUGUUUCAGCAAAGACUCUUACGUAUCAAGUUCCAGGCAUUAAAGAAAUGCAGAGGGCAGCAGGCAACUUGUGCUUCAUAUAACCUGUACAUUUUUCCUUAGCUCUGACUGGCCAGCCUUCAGUUCUCCCAAUGCAUGUUAAUAGGAGUGUGUUAAUGAAUCAGUCUUUUUCAUGUGUUUGUGUAUGUAUGUGCAGCAUUUAGCAUUUAUUUCAACAUGAGCAUUUAGUUUUUUUUAAAGAUCGCAUUUUAAAGCAUUUCUAUGUGUGCGGUCAGACUGCAUGCACACCAGGAGUGAGAAGCUGCUGAAUGUACUGCAUUUUCAGCGAUCUCUAAAAGUCUAACUCAUGUAUAUGGACCAAAUAUUGUCAUGUUCCUGUACAUUUUUUCCUCCCAUUUUUCUUUAAUUUUUGUACUGAUUCAUUUAAAAGGUUUUUGUAAAGAGAAGUGUUCAUAAAAGGCUAUUCAUAUUUGUCAGUGUGCAUC